This is a messenger RNA of Benincasa hispida (wax gourd), 652 nucleotides long. RefSeq names its product transcription repressor OFP6-like. NCBI's taxonomy places the organism in Eukaryota, Viridiplantae, Streptophyta, Magnoliopsida, Cucurbitales, Cucurbitaceae. The record is from RefSeq and is a predicted model, not a curated record. Gene Ontology annotation, biological process: negative regulation of DNA-templated transcription.
CAGGAUUUAUAUUAGAGCUCAAAAACCAACCGCUGCCCAUUUUCAGCUUCCCACCACCAUUUUCUCCUCCUCCGCCGACAAUGGCCGCCGUCAAAAAAAAGCUCCUCAACACCAUCUCCGUCGACAUUGGCUGCAGUAGUUGUCGAAAUCCCAAAACCAUCAUCUCACAGAUCUUCCGCCCCAAGCCCAAGUCCCCAACCUCCUACUCCGACCGCCGCCUCUUCCGCUCGCCGUCGAGUUCGUCGGAGAAGAAGCUGAGCGAUUCCGACAUGGCCUACGCCCCUGAGGUUGUCGGAGGCGGGUUCUGGAAGAUCGGCGGCGUCAGCGUGGCGGUGGAGAAGGAUUCUAACGAUCCGUAUGUGGAUUUCCGACAGUCGAUGCUGCAGAUGAUUUUGGAGAACGAAAUUUACACUCAGGAAGGUCUUCGGGAGCUUCUUAGCUGUUUUCUUCAUCUGAAUUCUCCUUGCAACCAUGGAAUUAUAAUUCGAGCUUUUGCGGAGAUCUGGGAUGGUGUGUUCUGUGCCAAAUCGGCGGUUCCCACGGCGGCGCUUGCUAAACAAAGACGCCAUGUACGGUCACGCGCCUUCUAACCGUCUCCUCGUCAUGCCUUUUGCAUUGGCCGAUCAGUUUACUUUUUUAGUUUUUACCUUUC